This is a messenger RNA of Brassica oleracea var. oleracea, 884 nucleotides long. RefSeq lists its product as uncharacterized. The transcript has a single exon. The coding region runs from base 102 to 473 and encodes 123 amino acids. NCBI's taxonomy places the organism in Eukaryota, Viridiplantae, Streptophyta, Magnoliopsida, Brassicales, Brassicaceae. The record is from RefSeq and is a predicted model, not a curated record.
UAUAUAUAUAUACACACACUCAUAGAGAUGCAUCAAGAUUCCACUUACACAUUCUAAAAAACUCUAAGACUUUUAUCAAAACCAAAGAAAAUCAAGAACAUAUGGCGAGAUCACCAUACUACGGUUCAUCAUACUUAGACUACCUCUCUCUCCCAAACCCACAUCUAUGUUUCUUCUUCAUGGUCGUCUUCUUCGUGUUCUCCUUCACGUGGUACUUGAACUACGAGUCCAUCCUCGAAGACACCAUGAAUAAUCUCAAGUUCUUCAUCAUCCUCUCCCCUCUCUUCCUCCUCCUCCUCGUCCACUUCUUCUCCGGAGGACUUUCCUUGUACGUCCCCUUGCCUGAACAAGACUCCAUCCACCAUGCCGGUUCUUCCCCUUGGGGCGUAGCGGCCGUGCUCGUGGUCAUCUUGUUCAUGGUCUCGUACCAGUCAGACAUCCAUGAGAUGUGGUUUCCCUUUGGGGCUAAGUAGAUCGAUCAACUUGAUAUUUCCUUAAAACGUAUUACCAGCUCUGUCUAGCUAGAUAUGGAGCAACCAUGUUAAAUAUCAAGUAGUAUAUAUGUACUUUUCUCUUUUGAUGAAGAUUUUAGUCCCGCAUGUUUGUAGGAGUGAAACUUUUGUCCGAAGAUAUCUAAAGUCAUAUCAGCUCUGUCUAGCUAGAUAUGGAGCAACCAUGUUAAAUAUCAAGUAGUAUAUAUGUACUUUUCUCUUUUGAUGAAGAUUUUAGUCCCGCAUGUUUGUAGGAGUGAAACUUUUGUCCGAAGAUAUCUAAAGUCAUAUCAGAGUGUCCAUAUAUGUAGAUGAAGUUGUUUCUGCUUGUAUUCGUAAAUAUCAUAUGGAAAAAUGAGAUGAAGAUGACUUGUUUUGAUGCAAUAGAAAGUU